Molecule: messenger RNA, 1750 nt
Organism: Beta vulgaris subsp. vulgaris (sugar beet)
Lineage: Eukaryota; Viridiplantae; Streptophyta; Magnoliopsida; Caryophyllales; Amaranthaceae
Product: 2-oxoisovalerate dehydrogenase subunit alpha 2, mitochondrial
Exons: 9
Coding region: 114-1526 (470 amino acids)
Biological process (GO): branched-chain amino acid catabolic process
Molecular function (GO): oxidoreductase activity, acting on the aldehyde or oxo group of donors, disulfide as acceptor
Source: RefSeq, a predicted model, not a curated record
ACUUCCCCCUUUUUCUCUUGGAAGUGGCUGGCAUUCUCAUCUUCUGAGUCCUCCUCCCCCAAUUUAUAGGAGAAGAAGAAUUGAGAGAGAAGAAGAAUUAAGAAAGAGAAAUAAUGGCAUUAUUUCUAAAAAGAUCAACAAACUUAAUCAAACACUUAACUACUACUAAUCAUUCUAGUUUCUUAAGAAUUUCUCAUAAUAAUGUUUGUAAUAAAACCUCUUUUUUGGGCCCUCUAUCCUCUGUUUUUGUGCGUUUGGAGUCUACUAAAGCUGCUGAAUUGAAACUUGAUUCUCUUUUCUACUCUUCUGAAGAUGAUGAACAUGAUCACCCUUCUUCCGAGGGUAUGGAUUUUCCAGGAGGGAAGGUCAUGUUCACAUCACAAAUGAGUUUCAUUGCCGAGUCGGGGAAGAAGAGAGUACCUUGCUAUCGUGUUCUUGAUGAUUGUGGUGAGCCAAUCUCGGGCAAAAUUCAUGAACUUGUGAGCCAAGACAUGGCAACAAGGAUGUAUAGUAGCAUGAUAAAACUUCAAAUAAUGGACACUUAUCUUUAUGAAGCACAAAGACAAGGAAGAAUAUCAUUUUAUAUUACAUCAAAUGGGGAAGAGGCUAUUAAUAUUGCUUCUGCAGCAGCCCUCUCUUCAGAAGACAUAGUUUUCGCUCAGUAUCGCGAGCCUGGAGUGCUUCUAUGGCGUGGUUUCACCUUACAAGAAUUUACAAAUCAGUGUUUUGGAAAUAAGGCGGAUUAUGGGAAAGGACGACAAAUGCCAAUACAUUACGGAUCUAAUAAGCAUAAUUACUUUACAAUAUCAUCUCCUAUCGCAACACAACUUCCUCAAGCAGCAGGAGCUGCUUAUUCUCUUAAAAUUGAUAACAAGGAUGCUUGUGUUGUGGCCUACAUGGGAGAUGGUUGCACUAGUGAGGGGGAUUUUCAUGCUGGUUUGAAUUUUGCUGCUGUGAUGGAAGUUCCCAUUGUUUUCAUUUGUCGCAACAAUGGCUACGCAAUCAGUACUCCUAUCACAGAUCAAUUUCGAAGUGAUGGUGUUGUUGUGAAGGGACAAGCAUAUGGAAUACGUAGCAUUCGAGUUGAUGGAAAUGACGCUCUUGCUGUUUAUAAUGUUGUUCAAGCUGCUCGUGAAAUGGCUAUUUCUGAACAAAGACCUAUUCUUGUUGAGGCUCUAACGUAUCGAGUAGGGCACCACUCUACUUCCGAUGAUUCCACCAAGUAUAGGCCGGCUGAAGAAAUCGAACACUGGAAAAUGGCGAAAAGUCCUGUCACUAAAUUUCAGAAAUGGGUUGAGAGAAAUGGCUGGUGGAAUGAGGAAGAUGAAUUGGAAAUUCGAGACAGGAUUAAGAAAGAGAUAAUUCAAUCCAUUCAAGUGGCAGAAAAAUUGGAAAAACCACCAAUCUCGGAAUUGUUUACAGAUGUGUACGAUCAACCAACAAAAGAUUUGAUUGAGCAAGAAAUAUUGCUUAGGGAAACCAUUAACAAGCACCCUAAAGAUUAUCCAUCUGAUGUUGCUGUGUAAAUCUAGUUGUAUAUAUAUUCUUGGGAUGGUGUACGGUGUACCUCUCUUAGCUUGGAAUGACUGUAGUUGAGAGUUGGUUACUCAUUACUCAUUAGUGUAUAAUAUAAUACUAAUUGUCAAUGUUGUAAGUUGUAACAAAGCCAUCCAUCCAAAAAAAAAAACACAAAGCUAGUCACUUUCCAAACUAAUGCAAUAUAUAAUUAUAUGGAUUUGAAAUUAACAAA